Messenger RNA from Symbiodinium sp. CCMP2592, 1608 nucleotides. The record is from the annotation of a GenBank genome assembly. Lineage: Eukaryota; Dinophyceae; Suessiales; Symbiodiniaceae.
AUGGGCGAGUCGGUGGAAAGAGGAUUGGAUAUCAGGGAUGUCCAUAAGUUGUGGGAUGCAUCCGAAGAGAUUCGCAUGCGCAUCCGCUCGGGAUACGGUGCUAUUCACGAGAAGUCUGCCUUGAGUCUCGACAAUCACAAUGCUACUUUGAAUGCUUCUUUACUUCGUCCUCUUCUUCUUGCUAUGGCAGGGGAUGCGACCCGGAAACUACCAAGUGUUCCGGAUCUUCGUUCGGAGCUUGCUGCUCUCUUUGAGUCGAGCAAGCGCACAGGGCCGGAAGUGGCCAAGUUCGUUGGCACGGAACCCACUCACAUUAGGUACGGAUGUUCCAGCUUCGAAUACCCCGACAUCAGGUGCCUCGACACCUAUGACUACCCCAGCCCGGAGGGCAACCGAUCUUCGUGCUCCAGCCAAAGAGGUGUGGACGGACACGCCACGUGGGCCGAUCUUUGUCUGCAUCCGAUCGUGCUGCAAUGCUUGCUCGAGUUGCUCUUCUUCGACAGAAACUCGAUGAAGAGCAGUGCGGAGGAGAUGGAGCCGAAUGAUGUGGAGAAGGUCGAGGCCGAUGAUGGUGUGCCGGACGAGACGCCGGAGCCGGAGAAGCGGCCAAAGGAGGAUGCAGUCGAUGGUGGCUCGCCAGCGCCAAAGGCAAAAGCAAAGGCGAAAGGCAAAGCCAACGCCAGGGCUUCGCAGAUGCAGUCAGCUUCGGAGCUGAGCAGCAUCACGCUGCCGGAGGCCCUUUGGUACUUUGAGGUGUCGACGGCAGAUGAGCUCCUCGAGAAGAUGGUGGCCUAUGCCCGGCUGUUCCCCAGCCUUCCGGUUUGCCAGUCUACGAAGUGUAAGCUGCAGGCGGACCUCUUGGACACGGAGCAUUGCCAGUUGACUGUGUAUUGGACCAGGGCCACAGUGGGAGUUCUCUUGAAGAACGCGAAAAGGGAAAUCGCGAACUUCUCGCCAUCGUCGGCCUACAAGGACGUGCCUUGGUCCAUGAAGCAGGCUUUGGCCCUCAAGACCGGUGAGAUCUUGGCAGUCUACGUGGACUUCCUCAUCAAAGAUGAGUAUAUCACAGCAGAUGAUGUGACAGAGAGCGCCGAGGUUUCGAUGAUGUCGCACUUUCUGAAAGAGCAGAUGCAGUCUGCUUUGGACUUCAUCCUCACGGUCCUCUUGACUAUUUGGAGUGUCGAUUCCACUACCUUGACCCAGGACUACGAGUUCUUGGAGUUCUUCGCUGGUUGUGGGACAAUGUAUCGGAUGAUGAGUGCUUUGGGUAGAUACAAGUCUGCACGCUUCGAUAUUAAGGAUGCUUCUUCUCGGGGACAGAAGUCUAAUUUCAUGGAUCUGAACUCCAGCAGUGGAUUCGCGAAGUAUCCAGCCGCCUUCUGUGCCGAGCUCGUGAGGAUCAGCCAGGAUCUGAAGGCCCACCGCAAAGGAUGUCCUCAAGAGCCGGAGAAUAUUCCGUCGGGCCCGGAACAGCUCUCUGUUCUGAUGACAGGUGAGGAUGACAAUUUUCAGUUUGCAGAUCUUCCGGAUGUGUACAGGUACUUGAGGGGAGGGCGGAAGCUCAGGCUGCCAGAGAUGUGGCGGGCCGUCAUACCAGCAAGCCUUUAG